GCCGUCGCUGCCGCCGCGCUCGCUGGCUGGCCCGGUGCGGGCGCCGGGCUCCUGCCACAGGAGAGAACCACCAGCGCCACCACCACCACUUCGGCCCGGGCCCGGGCCCGGGCACCGGCCCCGCCCCGGGCCCCGGCCUGAGCCCCCCGCCCGGCCGGACGAUGGAGUGUCACUACGAGGCGCUGGGGGUGCGGCGCGACGCCAGCGAGGAGGAGCUCAAGAAGGCCUAUCGGAAGCUGGCCCUGAAAUGGCACCCGGAUAAAAAUCUGGAUAAUGCCGCAGAAGCAGCUGAACAAUUUAAACUAAUCCAAGCAGCGUAUGAUGUGCUAAGCGACCCUCAGGAAAGAGCAUGGUAUGAUAAUCAUAGAGAGGCUCUGCUUAAAGGUGGGCUUGCUGGAGAGUAUCAAGAUGACAGCUUAGAUUUGCUUCACUAUUUCACUGUGACCUGUUACUCUGGUUAUGGAGAUGAUGAAAAGGGCUUUUAUACAGUGUAUCGUAAUGUUUUUGAAAUGAUUGCCAAGGAAGAACUAGAAUCUUCUUUAGAAGAGGAUGUUGAGGAUUUCCCAACUUUUGGAGACUCCCAGAGUGACUAUGAUACGGUAGUCCAUCCUUUCUACGCUUAUUGGCAGAGUUUCUGCACUCAGAAGAACUUUGCUUGGAAAGAAGAAUAUGAUACACGACAGGCUUCAAACCACUGGGAGAAACGAGCCAUGGAAAAAGAGAACAAAAAGAUUCGAGACAAAGCAAGGAAAGAGAAGAAUGAGCUUGUCCGUCAGCUCGUAGCUUUCAUCCGUAAAAGAGAUAGAAGAGUGCAGGCUCAUCGAAAACUUGUGGAAGAACAGAACGCAGAGAAGGCGAGGAAAGCCGAAGCAAUGAGGCGGCAGCAGAAGCUAAAGCAGGCCAAACUGGCAGAGCAGUACAAAGAGCAGAGCUGGAUGACGGUGGCCGAUUUGGAGAAGGAGCUCAGGGAGAUGGAGGCGCAGUAUGAAAAGGAGUUUGGAGAUGGAUCAGGUGAAGAUGAAGCGGAAGAACGGGAACUCCAAGACGGACAGGAUGGUAAAGAUGGUGACGAGGCUGAGGAUGCAGAACUUUAUGAUAGCCUUUACUGCCCAGCAUGUGACAAAUCUUUCAAGACGGAAAAGGCCAUGAGGAAUCAUGAAAAAUCAAAGAAGCAUCGGGAAAUGGUUGCCUUGUUAAAACAACAGUUGGAGGAGGAGGAAGCAAAUUUUUCAGGACCUCAAACUGAUGAAAACAGUCUGGAUGCCAAUUCUGAGGAAGAAACGGAGGAUGCACCAAAACAAAAACUUUCUAAAAAACAGAAGAAAAAGAAACAGAAACCAGCACAGAAUUAUGAUGAUAAUUUCAAUGAAAAUGGAACUGGAGAAGCAGUAAAGGUUGAUCCAGAAGAUAACAGCCUAAAUCAAGGCAGUGCCAAAGGAUUGGAAGAUAUUCCCCAGGAAAAUGUCAGUGUUACAGAGACUGUGGAACGGUGUGAUGACCCCAAAAGUGAAGCUAAAAGUGUUUCUAAACCCAAAGGAAAGAAAGCCAAAGAUACUAAAAAAUCUGUCAGAGUACCUGCUGAACUACAGACAGUGAGUGAUGUUCUUAUCAGCUGUACAACCUGCCAUAGUGAAUUUCCAUCCCGGAAUAAACUUUUUGACCAUCUAAAGGCCACAGGUCAUGCAAGAGCACCUUCAUCAUCAUCUUUAAACAGUGUAACAGAUAGUCGAAGCAAAAAAGAGAAACGUAAAAACAGAUAGAAAUCCUGCCAGUGCUUUUUCUUUUUGAUUGUCUCUAGAUUUUGACACCAAAAACUGAACUGAAAUCAUCUAAAGAGUUAAAAUUUCAGUCAUCUGCAAUUUAUUGCAUUGUGGGAGAUUAUUUUUAUCUUGUAGAAACGUUUUUUUUGUUUAAUAUAUAUUUUUUAAACAUUUCAUUGGUGAUUGAAUUCUACUUUUGCCAUCUGAAUUGACUUGAAUGUCUCAGAACAGAUUGGCAAAAGGCAAAAAGUCUCACAAGAUCAAGUGUUGGUGAGAAUGGAGAAAUGGGAACAAUUGCUUCAGUUUGAUCGUGGCUAUGAAAGUUGAAGACGUACCCCCUGACCUGACAACUCCAGGGGUAUACUAGAGUCUCACAGUGUCUGCAGAGGCACAGCAUGGGCUCUACCUGAGGACUGUCACCCAGGUCCCACUCCUGACCUGCUGGGUGAGAAUUUGCAAUUAACAAGACUUCUCAGGUGACUCGCAUGCUUCUUGCAUCUUGAGAAGCAGUGCUCUCAGGAAUCCAGGCGCCUGUGGACAAGGAGACUUAGUGGCUGAUCACAGCUGAAUUGCUUGUAUCUGGGAAAAGAUGGAGAUGGACCCUAAAUCUCCAUGAACAAGAAAGUGGAUAAAUUGUAUAAUGGACAAUAAGAUGGCAAACAAGCAGUUCAAAUGAGUGAACUGGAUAUGUAAUACCAAUGGCUAGCCUUAAAAAAAUACUGAAUGAAAACAAGCUGUCAGAAGGUGACAUGUAUGCCACUUAUAUAUAGUUUUUUUAAAGUACUGUUGUUAUUUAUAGAGAGAAAAUAUAGAACCAUCAAUGGGAAACACAUCACUCAGAAAAGUAUUUGCCUCUGGAAACGGAGGGAGAGGGGUGGAAUGGGGGCGUGGCAGCAAAGGGGCCUUAUCUGAGGCAAGACUUCUAAUUAAGAUCUGAAGGAAGAUGUUAGCAUUAAUUCUGGGUGGUGGGUAAUGAGGGUUUAUCACUCUGCUAACAUGUUUUCAUGAAAUACUUCAAAUAUCCAGAGAAAUACAAAUUAAUGUUCCAUUUUUUGUUAAUAGAAAAUACACUUGCACGAAAGGGGAGAUAAAGGUUUUCAGGUCUACAUUUUAUUCCUAGCAUAUUCCAUAAGCUCACUGUGGCAGAGGCUGUUACUUGUUUCUCUCAAUAUUCAUUCUCCCCUUCUUCCUUAUAACUCUGAUUUUUGAUUGGGCACAAAGCCACCUAAAAUUUUACCUUCCUAGCCUCCCUUGCAGCUAGGAGUCUGUAAGUUCUGGUCAGUGAUCUGAGCAACUUUGGGGACAUGUCCUGAAAGAUGUGGGAUGUCCUUAUUCCUUCCUCCGCCAGCUUCAGUGAACGGGUAGGUAAUGGUUGGCGCUCUACCCCUGUCUGGGACCAUGAAUCCUCACAGGGCAGAGAAACUGAAGCCUAGGAGCUUCCAUCCUUGACAUGUAGAGGGACCCUAUAAGCCCCAGACAACCUCCUUCUGCAUUCAAGAGAAAUAAAACUCCUGCAUUACUGAA
Globicephala melas (long-finned pilot whale) is the source of this 3284-nucleotide messenger RNA. RefSeq names its product DnaJ heat shock protein family (Hsp40) member C21 (gene DNAJC21). Lineage: Eukaryota; Metazoa; Chordata; Mammalia; Artiodactyla; Delphinidae. The record is from RefSeq and is a predicted model, not a curated record. Gene Ontology annotation, molecular function: zinc ion binding; nucleic acid binding. Gene Ontology annotation, cellular component: cytoplasm.